Molecule: messenger RNA, 528 nt
Organism: Phaedon cochleariae (mustard beetle)
Lineage: Eukaryota; Metazoa; Arthropoda; Insecta; Coleoptera; Chrysomelidae
Source: the annotation of a GenBank genome assembly
AUUGAUAUAACAUUAUGUAGACUUUGUCCGGACUUCCACCUAGCUAGACCUCAAACAUCGGGGUGAUCGCAUUUCAGUUUGUUUAGCCAUCAGCGAAAUAUUAUCGAGAGCGAUGCAGUUGUGGAAAGUGAUUGUGAUUUUUUUGGCGUGGAUCAGUUGCGGGGCUCGGGGAUUUCCCACGUAUGCCAACGAAGGUCACCCAUCCCAACAACUACGGCAAGAACACGUACCCUUUAUAGAAUACAAAUAUGUGGUGAAAACGAUCAUUCCUAAGGAAGGAAACUGGUGGAAAAGAGGGACGCAUCGGUUUUAUGUCGAGGAACGUUUGCCGAAAAUCAUCGAGGCAAAAUGACGAUUUUCUUCAGUUCAAGCAAGGUGGAUUAUACAUUCAUCAUGAGUUCAAGAAAGUGGAGAGAGCCUAGUCAUUCCAUAAUAGACUGAUAAAACAGUUGAAGUGUUGAAGUGAAGUGUUGACAGAUGCAUUACUUCGUGUGUACUUAUUUUUUUAUUAUAUAAUUUUAUAAAGAA